UGGGAGCUCAUAGACAUGGACCGGAGCGACGGGCAAGUGUUCACCUUUAGGCUGGAAUCCAGCAUUGUCAGCAGUCCAUGUCAAAGUGAACUUCUGGCCUUCAGGGGAAACCCAUUCGUCAUCGCCGCUGUCUUGGCCGUAGCCGCCGCUGUUCCAUCCAGCUACAAAGCUCCCAGCUACCCAGCCCCAAGCUACCCCGCACCAAAGUACCCCGCACCAGCCUACUCCGCCCCUGCCUACCCCGCACCAGCUUACUCCGCACCAGCCUACAAGGAUAACAAGUACGCUGACAUCACCGUCACCAGCCAAUCUGAUGAACGCAACAUCGAUGGCAGCAGCCAAUGGAGCUACGCCCAGUCUGACUACACUACCCGCGAAGAAUCCCAAGUCCAGAAGAAGAUGCAAGGAGUCGCUUACGAUUCUUACGGAAAGGCCACCUACGAAGAUGUUAUGGGCAACACCAACAAGGGAUCCUCUUACUGGGUUUCCCCUGAAGGCGAGAAAUUCACUUUGACCUGGACCGCUGAUGAUGCCGGAUUCCAGCCCAAGGGUGCCCACUUGCCCGUAGCCCCCGUCCAUGAAUACGAGCUCCCAGUUGCUCCCGUCCAUGAAUAUGAGCUCCCCGUUCACAUCCCCUUCAAUGGCAAGGGUUACAAGAUUUACUAGAUUUCCCGACAAAUGAUUUAAUAUUUAAAGUAUGUCCGAUAGUUUCUGUAUAUCUCGUCUAUCGCAAGCGCGGAGUAAAUAUAAAUGCAAUCAAUCUA
This is a messenger RNA of Daphnia carinata, 764 nucleotides long. Its product is annotated as endocuticle structural glycoprotein SgAbd-1-like. Lineage: Eukaryota; Metazoa; Arthropoda; Branchiopoda; Diplostraca; Daphniidae. Gene Ontology annotation, cellular component: chitin-based extracellular matrix. Gene Ontology annotation, molecular function: structural constituent of chitin-based larval cuticle. Bases 16 to 666 code for a protein of 216 amino acids. The record is from RefSeq and is a predicted model, not a curated record. The transcript is spliced from 3 exons.